Messenger RNA from Xiphophorus maculatus (southern platyfish), 3023 nucleotides. It is a transcript of the gene mat2ab, whose product is annotated as S-adenosylmethionine synthase. Gene Ontology annotation, molecular function: ATP binding; methionine adenosyltransferase activity. The record is from RefSeq and is a predicted model, not a curated record. The transcript has 9 exons. Gene Ontology annotation, cellular component: cytosol; methionine adenosyltransferase complex. NCBI's taxonomy places the organism in Eukaryota, Metazoa, Chordata, Actinopteri, Cyprinodontiformes, Poeciliidae. Gene Ontology annotation, biological process: S-adenosylmethionine biosynthetic process. Bases 137 to 1327 code for a protein of 396 amino acids.
UCAAGUUUAAGGAUCAAAUACAGAGGGGCAGUGAUUCCGUGCUCUGAAAUAACAGAGAAAAAAAGAGUCAAUUUUAUUGAAACGUGAUACCUAGUCAGCGUAACAUUUAUACUAAUUUGUAAAAGCAGCCGCAGUCAUGAUGAACGGAGAAAUUAAUGGUUUCCACAACUCCCUGAUCGAGGAGGACUGCUUCUUGUUCACCUCAGAGUCGGUGGGAGAAGGACACCCCGAUAAAAUCUGUGAUCAGAUCAGUGAUGCAAUCCUGGAUGCCCAUCUCAAGCAGGACCCAGAUGCCAAAAUUGCAUGUGAAACUGUUGCCAAGACUGGGAUGGUUCUGUUGGCGGGGGAAGUGACAUCGCAUGCUGUAGUGGAUUAUCAGAAAGUUGUGCGUGAAACCAUCCGUCAAAUUGGAUACGAUGACUCAUCCAAAGGCUUUGACUACAAGACCUGCAAUGUUCUUGUGGCUCUGGAGCAGCAGUCUCCUGACAUUGCUCAAGGUGUUCACAUUGAUCGGAGUCAAGAGGACGUUGGGGCCGGGGACCAGGGUUUGAUGUUUGGAUAUGCAACGGAUGAGACUGAUGAGUGCAUGCCUCUUACAAUUAUCCUUGCCCACAAGCUGAAUGCUAAAAUGGCUGAACUGCGACGCAACGGCACUCUCCCAUGGCUCCGGCCAGACUCAAAGACGCAGGUUACUGUGCAGUACCGUCAAGACCGUGGCGCCAUGCUCCCCGUGCGAGUGCACACCAUUGUUGUCUCUGUCCAGCAUGAUGAGGAAAUCUGCCUGGAGGAGAUGAGAGAUGCACUGAAGGAGAAGGUUAUUAAGGCCGUUGUUCCUUCUGUCUACCUGGAUGAUGACACCAUUUACCAUCUGCAGCCCAGUGGGCGAUUUGUCAUUGGAGGGCCUCAGGGAGAUGCUGGCCUGACUGGACGUAAAAUCAUUGUAGACACCUAUGGCGGAUGGGGAGCCCAUGGUGGUGGCGCAUUCUCCGGGAAGGAUUACACAAAGGUGGACCGCUCUGCUGCCUACGCUGCACGCUGGGUGGCCAAGUCCCUGGUAAAGGCUGAACUGUGCCGAAGAGUGCUGGUGCAGGUAUCCUAUGCCAUUGGAGUUGCCCAUCCACUCUCCAUUUCUAUCUUCCACUACGGGACCUCCCAGAAGAGCGAGAGAGAACUGCUUGAUAUUGUGAGGAAGAACUUUGACCUUCGUCCCGGAGUCAUUGUCAGGGAGCUGGAUCUGAAGAAACCCAUUUAUCAGAAGACUGCAGCCUAUGGCCACUUUGGCCGAGACUCCUUCCCAUGGGAGGUGCCCAAAAAGCUCAAAUACUAAACCUGUUAAGCUUUUCCCCCCAGGCUUGUUGGUGUAUACUACAGAGAAGCCUCCAAGGUUCCAGGGGUGAAAUGCACUUCUUUAUUUCCUCUCUCCUCCCCUCACUCACAAAUGACACAUGACUCCCUGCUUCACUUGAUUGUCUUGUUACUAUUUUCUGAUGGCUGCACAGUUGUGCAGGGUUCUAGGAGACACGCCUCAGAAAUUUGGUGUUUUAAAGGCUAGGAUGAGUUCCAUGAACUCAUGCGUCGUAGUUCUUCAUGUUCUCCUGUCUUGAUGUUCCUUCGCUUUCUCGUUGUGAUAGUUGUUGAGUAGCUGCAUUCAUUCGUUCUCCUUUGGCAUUCCAGUCUCGUCAGUACCGUGAGUCUUCAGUGUGAUGUCACUGCGGUAGCAUAUCUGGCAAUAUGUGCUACCCUUAAGUUUCUGGUGCUACUGAAUGUACGGAGCCUGCAUGACAUCUAAACUUGCUUGGAUGCCUAAUUUAACUGAUGGAGAGCCUUCACCUGACAUGAUCCCCUUUCAGUUCAGCUUUUUUAACAUUCCUCCUCUUCGGUUUUGACACUUAUUCCUUGUCCUGGUGUUUGUUGGUUUAGCUUUAUUCACUCAUCUUUGUGGAGGAUCCUGGAAUAGCACAAUUAAAAUGAAAGGGAUGUUACUGUCGUCACUAAAAAUGCUAUGCAUUGCAGGCUAUGGGGAAAGCCAACUCCUAAUCAUACAAGCUCAAAAGAGCAUAAGGCCUCAAAUUUCCCCACAGACCUUUGCUGUUUUCUGACGUAAUACAGAAAAGUCAGAAGCUGCUAUGCCACUGCUUUGGUCUGCAGAGGGUAUCGGAUAUACUUGAUAGGUAUUGGGGAAAAAGUAACUUGUUUAUGCAUUGAAAUUCAAUUUUAACAGUUUUUUUUUUAUUUUUUUUAUGGAUCCCUUGUUUUUUUUUUGUGGUUUUAAAGUGGCUAAAUAUUCUUGUACUCUGUGAGUUUAUUGAUGGCAGGUGUAGCUACAGAGAAACCUGUUUCCCAUCUUUAGCUCAACGGGGUGUGGUUUUUGCUGCAGAGUCUUAUUGACCACGAAAUAAAAACCUCAACACUAUUUAUUUGUUCUCUGAAACGCAGCGUGGAUACAGAGAAGCUGACGUUUCAGAAGGCAGCUUUAAACAGACUUGGAAUUACUGAAUUGUGAAUUAUUUUGACUUGAUCAUUUCAGUGUUUGGCUUGAGGUCCCAGAGUGUUGUACAGAAAAGCUUUGGUCUGCCUCGACGCGUCACUGGCAACUGUAAAUGACUUUUACAGGUUAUUUUUAUUUCUGGAUUGCAUAACUUAUUUUUUUAGGUGGGUUAGUUUUGAAAUCCCGUUAAACUACCAGGUGUGAUUCUUUGGCUCUCAUCUAUCCUCAUUAAUGUGGUGGUCUCAUUUAGCUGGUGUGGUACAGAGAAACCAGCCUUGUUUACAUGGCAUCACAUGAUCUGGAUAGAUUAAAGGUUUUGGUUUUGUUCCCUUUUGCUACUUGGUGGCCAUCCCAAUGGAAUACAGUAAGUGUAAGAGUGCCUUUCUUUUUUUUCCUCCACCCACUCUAAUUAGAUUUUUCCCUUCUCACCAACAUGCAUUCAACUUCCAGAGAAACAAGUAGCUCGUACUGUAAUGUGCUCCAUGUCCGAAUUGGGUAGCUCCCUCUGUAAUAAAAAAGCUAUUCAUCUUAAAAA